This is a messenger RNA of Sabethes cyaneus, 803 nucleotides long. Its product is annotated as PITH domain-containing protein GA19395. Bases 57 to 695 code for a protein of 212 amino acids. Lineage: Eukaryota; Metazoa; Arthropoda; Insecta; Diptera; Culicidae. The transcript is spliced from 3 exons. The record is from RefSeq and is a predicted model, not a curated record. Gene Ontology annotation, cellular component: nucleus.
CGUUCGGACUUAGAUAGAAGGUAGCUGAAUUUGAUUUUACGUUUUCCAAAUCUACAAUGUCCCACAAUCACUCGCACGGUGGCGGUGGUGCCUGUGCCCACGAGGCGCUCGGAAUCGAGGACGAGCUGGAAAUGGGAAUACAGUACAGUUUGUACGAGAAAAUCGACAUGCUCAACGUCGAGUGCCUCAACGAAGAAACGGAAGGAUCCGGCAGGACGGUUUUCAAACCGUACAAUCAACGGUUGGAUUUCGAUCGGUUCGUUACGAGCGAUGCGGACGAAGAGUUGCUUUUCAACAUUCCCUUCACGGGAAACGUAAAGCUGAAAGGAAUCAUCGUCAUCGGGGCGAAUGAUGAUAGUCAUCCCAGGAAAAUGAAACUGUUCAAAAACAGACCUAAGAUGACCUUCGACGAUGCCGGUGCAUCCGCUGAUCAGGAAUUUGAGUUGGAGAGGGAUUCUAAUGGUGUCAUUGAAUAUUCUACCAAAGUUGUCACAUUUUCAUCAGUACAUCACCUAUCGAUUUAUUUCCCUACCAACUACGGAGAUUCCAACACCACGGUGUACUACAUCGGAUUGAAGGGAGAAUUCAGCGAAGCCCAUCAUCACGGUGUAACGAUCUGUACCUACGAGUCACGGCCAAAUGUGGCGGAUCACAAGCACGACCUGUUCGACUCGGUCAAUCACCAGGUGCAGUAGUGAGAGUUGUUUGUAAUUGAUUCCUUGUUUGUUUAUUCCCGUGUGGUAAAGUUGCAAGUAUUUAUAUUAUUUCGAUGUAUGUAAUUUGCGCGUUAUUUUUGAUAUAAA